Messenger RNA from Bufo bufo (common toad), 3804 nucleotides. RefSeq names its product cadherin related family member 5 (gene CDHR5). The record is from RefSeq and is a predicted model, not a curated record. NCBI's taxonomy places the organism in Eukaryota, Metazoa, Chordata, Amphibia, Anura, Bufonidae. Gene Ontology annotation, cellular component: adherens junction; catenin complex; membrane. Gene Ontology annotation, molecular function: biotin binding; cadherin binding; calcium ion binding. The transcript has 15 exons. Gene Ontology annotation, biological process: cell-cell junction assembly; calcium-dependent cell-cell adhesion; multicellular organism development. Bases 83 to 3079 code for a protein of 998 amino acids.
UCUUUUCCAUAAAAGAAACUAACACCCUACCCACCCAGGAACAGCCACUUCUAUUUGGAAGAUCGGGACCCUCCUAUCAAAAAUGGGGCCCCUUUUGGCCCUAUGUAUUCUCCUUUUGAUCCCGAUGGGAUGUUUAUCACAAGCUUGUAGGGCUGAUAACCCAACUCCAGCUAUUAGGGAAGAUGAAAAACCCGGUACAGUGGUGACAAGAUUAAUUAUUGAUUCGGGGCAUACAGUGGAAGUUAACUCAACUAAAUUUGGAAUAGUUAACUCAACAAAUUUGGUUUUAACUGAAGAAGUAGACUAUGAGGUGGAAACACUCAUAAGAGUGACUCUUAUCUGCAAAAAUAAUGGCCAGAUUGUUCCUGGGGGAAUCGUUUAUGUACAAAUUAUUAAUGUCAAUGACAAUGCACCCGUCUUCAAGGAAGCGAGCUAUCAUUUCAGUAUUGCUGAGAAUCUGCCAGUGAACAGCGCCAUUGGUCCUGCAAUGCAAGCUGAAGAUGCCGAUCUGGAUACCCUCUACUAUGAGCUCAUUGGGAAUGAUACGGCUGCUGGUUAUUUUAGAUUGUCUUCUGUAACAAAUCCAUUAAUACUACUGAAUAGAUCUCUGGAUUAUGACCUGCAACCCCACAUACGGCUGAAUCUCACUGCACGGGACACAGAAUUUCCUGACGUUCAUCCCAGUUUCACAGCUACAACAUCUAUAAUUAUUGACAUCAUUGAUGCAGAUGAUAAACCACCUUUCUUCCAGCCCUGCAGGCUGAUAGGCACGAAGAUCUGUAUUAGCAAUGGCUACACAAGUAGCGUUAACCGCGCUGAACAAGCAACUCAGCCGCUACAGCUGAUGCCUGGCCCUCUAUAUGCUGUGGAUGGAGAUUAUGGCAUUAAUGACCCUAUUUCCUACAGUAUUAUCAGUGGCAAUGAGAACAGUAUAUUUUCUAUAAAUACGGGAAACGGAAACAUAACAAUGGACAAGUCAGUAGACACCUUAAGGACAUUCCUGCUGCAAGUUAUGGCUUAUCAGUCCAAUGAUAUACAGAAAUAUGCCACCACCACAGUCCAGAUUGAAGUAAAGGAAAAAAAUAAUUUUCCUCCAAUAUUUCAAAUGUCCAAUUACUAUGGAACUAUAGCUACAAAUACAGAUAUUGGAAGUUUUGUUCGGAAUUCUAGUGACCAGAGUAAAUCACUCCAAGUGUUUGCCUCUGAUAGAGAUUUUCCAGAUGGUUUUAAUCUAGCUGUCAUAUAUAAGGUAGAGAACAGCACGGAUUUUACCGUUCUUCGCGAUGGAUACAUAUUGACUAGUUCUGUUUUCAACUCUCCUGGCACCACUGCGUUACUGGUGAGUGCAACUGACGGUGCAACAUCUGAGAGGACCACAACUCUGGUUACAAUAGAAAUCACCCAAACACUCACCACUACCCCAAGUACAACAACAAGUACCACUAAAGCCACAACUCACUCUACUCCAACAACAAUCAGUACCACUUCUGGAACAGGUACCACUACAACUACUACUCCUUCUACUCAGACAACGACCAGCAUGACUGCUGGAACAGGUACCACUACAACUACUACUCCUUCUACAAGGACAACAACCAUCACGACUGCUGGAACAGGUACCACUACAACUACUACUCCCUCUACUCAGACAACGACCAGCACGACUGCUGGAACAGGUACCACUACAACUACUACUCCUUCUACAAGGACAACAACCAGCACGACUGCUGGAACAGGUACCACUACAACUACAAUUCCCUCUACUCAGACAACAACAAGCACCACUACUGGGACAGGUACCACUACAACUACGACUCCUUCUACUCAGACAACAACAAGCACCACCACUGGAACAGGUACCACUACAACUACUACUCCUUCUACUCGGACAACAACAAGCACCACCACUGGAACAGGUACCACUACAACUACUACUCCUUCUACUCAGACAACAACAAGCACCACUACUGGGACAGGUACCACUACAACUACUACUCCUUCUACUCAGACAACAACAAGCACCACCACUGGAACAGGUACCACUACAACUACUACUCCUUCUACUCGGACAACAACAAGCACCACUACUGUACCAGGUACCACUACAACUACAACUCCAUCUAGCCAGACAACAACAAGCACCACCACUGGAACAGGUACCACUCCAACUCCAACUACUUGGACAACAACAAGUACCACUACUGGGACAGGUACCACUAGAACUACAACUCCAUCUACUCGGAUAACAACAAGCGGCAUUAGUUCGACAGGUAUCACUACAACUCCCUCUACUCAGACAACAAAAAGUACCAUUGCUGAAACUGGAACUGUUACAACUUCUCCUGCCACAGAAACAGGCACUAUUACAGGGAGUACUACCACUGGGACAGUUAGUACUGCUAAAAAUCCAGAGCCAGCAGGUACUGAAGGAGUAUUGCAGAAUGCUAAAUAUUUUACCUCCACUGACAUGGCAAUACUUGGCGCUACCCUGGGAGCUGUUCUUGCUCUGAGUUUGGUUGGACUGGCUUUCCUCAUUUACAAGCAAUAUGGAAACACAAUACGGAGUAGACUGAUGAAAGGCUCAGGAAAUAAUUCUGGAGGAUCUGGAGAUAGACAACUCAUAAAUGAGGAAGAUAAUUUGAGUGUAACACUGCCUUCAAAUCUGGACUUUGGCAUUGAUGGUGACAUUGUCGAAGUGUCCUCUGAAAAUAACCUACUUUCAGCUGCAGCAGUAACCUCAGUACUUUUAACAAAUGCCCCAGCAGGGAGUCAGUCAUUGGAGGAAGAAGAUGGGGGGUCUGAUUCAGAGGACAAGAAGGUAAAAUCCAUCUUAACUAAAGACUUGAAGGAAGAUGGAGGUUACAAGUCAGUGUGGUUUAGGGAGGAUGCACCUCCAGAAGUAAUGGUGAUUGAGGGAGCUGAAAGUGGGGAAGCAAAUGAUGAUGAUACAGAAGAAGAAUUCAGUAAUCAACAUGGAGAAGAUGAUGAUGAGGAGGAGGAGGAUGAAGAUGAACUUAAUCCAACAUUCAGCACUUCAAAUAACAAUGCAAUUAAUUCAAAUAAUAUAACCAUAUUCUAAGAGUCUUUUCAACCAUUGUACUUUAAGAUGCAAAUAUUAUAUUGUUGUACAAUUGCAUGUUGUGUAUUGCAAAGAUUGACAAUUCUGAACAUUAUUAGUGAAAAUCAGCUUUUCUUUGGAGUAUUCAUACUUUACUUUUGUAUGUUUACCAGCAAAGUAUAAGAUCACUAGGGUACAAUCUUCUAUUGUAUUGUUAGAGGUGAUAAAAUAGAAUCAAAAUACAUUAAGGGGAACCUGUCAGCUCAUGAUUUCAGUGGUCUGUCACUUAUCUGCUAAUGUUAAAGCAUACCUCAGUUUUCAACUAAGUUUGCAUAAUGGCUGUGCUUCAUUGUAGAAUCAUAACUGUGAAGGGACAGGUGUUUUUUGGGCUUCCAUAAAGUCUUCCUCGGCCAUAUUAUUCCCUGUUUCAGCUGCACAGCUUGAUGCAUUACACUCAGAAGCAGUGGGGUAUCCCCUCUGUGAAGUAUGCCAGCAAUGUACUGCUGUGAAGUACUUUCGUUUACUUCCCACUAUAUUUGUUUUCAGCUCCAGAGCUAGCUCACAGAACAAAUAUGGAGGAGGAAUCACAGACUCACAGGAAGCUCCUAUAAUCUUCAAAAGCUGUGUAGGAUCUCAGGAUCUCAGCUAGUUCUGAUAUGCCCCCAUUUCCCAUGACCCAUCUUCAGAUUCUGUUACUAGGGAUGGAUCUGGACUGCAAAUUAAGUGCAAGUGAUACCCCUAGUGGA